Molecule: messenger RNA, 1044 nt
Organism: Penicillium angulare
Lineage: Eukaryota; Fungi; Ascomycota; Eurotiomycetes; Eurotiales; Aspergillaceae
Product: 5'-nucleotidase
Exons: 4
Coding region: 1-1044 (347 amino acids)
Biological process (GO): nucleotide catabolic process
Molecular function (GO): hydrolase activity
Source: RefSeq, a predicted model, not a curated record
AUGAAUAUAAUAGAUUUUGACUUCGGCGAUGAGCAACUCAUUGAAUUGUCUAACCAAGUUCGCUUUAUUUGGGUGCUUUCUAAUGCAUGGCAUUUACCGUUGAAAGAGCAAGAGAAUCCCAAUGAGCGUCUACUCGGCUGUGCUAAAUCAUACACAAUUAAGAAUGUCAAUGGGCGUCAAGUUGGAUUCUUUGGAUUAGCUGGCACGACUGCUCGACGGGUGGCAUAUCACCUUCGUGCUCAGGAAAGUUGCGACUUGGUUAUUGCAUUGACUCACAUGCGACUCGCUGAAGAUAUAGAAGUGGCAAAAGCUACGAAAUCGGGCAAAAGUAGAGGCCACGACAACGCGGAUAUUACAGCUGAAGGGUUGAUACGCGACGCUCAGGGUGACAUUCGGAUUAUCAAAAGUGGGGCAGACUGGACAGGCUUGUUAUUAGUACGAAUGGUUGUAGAAAAAGACAAUAAAGGAAGUGUUGAUAUUUCCACAAUUGUGAGGCAGUGGAGCAAUAUAGAUGCAGCAAAGUUGCCCGUCGCUACUAUAACGCCCGAAAUCGCCCAGUUACUGGACUCAAUUCAUACUAGUCGUGUCGAUGCUCUUGUCCAGGAGCCCGUCUUGCACUCAUAUGCCUCUCUCGAUGGCCGUGGCUCAGUCACCCGCAGCCAAGAAACGAAUCUAGGUAACAUGUUAGCAACUACAAUCCAGGCUUUCUAUGAUACAGACAUAGCGCUUUUCAACAGUGGGUCUAUUCGCUGCAAUCAACUUCUUGCUCCAACUAUGCCGAGCGGCUCCCCGUUGUUGGUCAAAGACAUUAUCAGUAAGUUAGUUCGUCUUCGAAAGAGAAAUGUAGCUGACGAUUCAGACAUAUGCCCCUUUGAAAAAUCCUUGCUGUUAAAAAGCAUCAAGGAUAGUGUCAUACUACAGUCCAUGGAAAACUCAGUCGGUGACAUGCAUAUGGACGGACUAUUCUUUCAGAUAGCUGGUCUACGUAUGGUAGCCACUUGGCAACGAAAAAACGGGGAAUCGCGUCUUGGAAAUUUUCCUUGA